UUCAAAGAAGAAGAUUUCUAGUUUUGUUGGUUUAAAAUUCAAUGAAUAUGUGCUUGGGUCGAUACAUUUAUGUUUAUGAUUUUCCUUAAAAAUUCAAUGAAGAUAUGCUCAAAGAUUGUCAGCUGAUUACUAGGGCUACUGAUAAAUCCAGCAUGUGUUCAUAUAUACAAAACUCAGGUUUAGGUUCUCAGAUUGAAAGUUCCCAUGCUUUGGAUUUAUGGAAUAGCAAUUGGUUUUCAACAAACCAAAUCUUACUUGAGGUUAUUUUUCGUAACAGAAUGAAGAAAUACAAGUGCUUAACCAAUGAUUUGACACUCGCCUCUGCUGUUUUCGUGCCAUAUUAUGCUGGCCUCCACCUUCGCAAUCUAUGGGGAUUCAAUACCUCUAUAAGAGAUUCAUCUGGUCUCGAUUUGGUUAAAUGGCUUGCAGGAAAACCUGAACGGAAAAGAAUGUGGGGUAAUGAUCAUUUCUUGAUUUCAGGGAGGAUAGAUCGAGAUUUCAGGAGACAAUCAAACGGGAAGUCUGAUUGGGGUAGCAACUUCAGGUUCCUGACAGAAUAUGAGAACAUGUCAAUGUUAACAAUUGAAUCAGGAUCCUGGAAAAAUGACUUUGCUGUACCAUAACCCACAUACUUCCAUCCUUCAACAGAUAAUGAUGUUUUUCAAUGGCAGAAACUCAUGAGAAUCCAAAACCUACCUUUCUUAUUCUCUUUUGCUGGUGGCCAAAUCCAGACAGAAAGGCUAAACAAGGAUGAGAUUAUCAGCCAAUGCCAGCCAUCAAACAACUUAUGCAAUUUACUAGACUGUGGUUCCAUUGGGCAUAAAUGCGAUGAUCCAAUUAAUCUGAUGAAGCUGCUUCAAAGCUCAGUGUUCUGCUUGGAGCCUCCAGGGGAUUCAUUGACAAGAAGGUCAGCUUUUGAUUCCAUUUUGGCUGGUUGUAUUCAUUGACCACCUGAAUGGAAAUAGAUGGUCACUAUUUUUUUCCCAGGUAAUUCUCACAGAGCUGCCACCAUUUGUGCUAGCCUUGAGCCAGCAAUGUGGAGUCAUUUUUAGGUUCCAAUGGUCAAUGUAAACCAGGAGGAUGAAAAAGGACAAAAUUCUAUUGUAAG
Messenger RNA from Durio zibethinus, 1108 nucleotides. The record is from RefSeq and is a predicted model, not a curated record. NCBI's taxonomy places the organism in Eukaryota, Viridiplantae, Streptophyta, Magnoliopsida, Malvales, Malvaceae.